UGGGGUUGAUUCAAGGAAGACUUUGUAACAAAGUUUCCGCUUGAUAUUGAUUUGUUUCAUAGUCCAGGGCGCCGCAGUGUCGUGAAGCAGGUUUUUAUUCAUGCAGCAAGUUUUAAUUGUCGGAGAAAACUUGAUCGUUGAAGGUAGAAAAGAGCGAUAUUGCAAUUACUGGCAGUUCAUUUUGACCUCGGUAAACUUCGAUAAUAGGAAUCUUUUGAGAAAAAUCGUAGCUCUUGGAACGAUAUUUUACUCGAUGUCCCAGCGCAACAGCAGUCUCUUAAUGGAGCGCAUGGAUAUUAUCUCCAGCAUGCUACUUCGGAAGUAGGUCACCGUUUUACCAUGUCUCUAUUGGGCGCUCGUUUUUUUUCUAAAUUAAACGUCGACUCUGGUCAUAAUUUAUAAAAAAAAAGGUGUAAUCUGAAUUAAGAGUGGACUCAAACCGACCUUCCAUCUGGACCGAAGGGUCUGUAUGAAGGGAUGUGAUGACCCAUGCAGAUACCGCCCCAGUGACUCCUGGGAGCAGGUAGGUCUGCCACAUGCGGAGGCCAUGGUGGGGGGAGCCCGGCCAAAACUAAAAAGAGGGAGGCCUAAGGAGGUAAAGAGAGGCAGUGUGAAGGAGAGCAAUGAACUGUGGGAAGAAGAGGAGGGCAGGAAGCUGGAUCUAUGCGAGGGGGACAGCCUCGACUGUCGAGUCCUUCUCACUCGUCUGGAGGCAAGCGGUGAUGAGGACAAGGAGAGCUGCUUGGGAGCUCCAAUAGAGACCAAAGAAGAAGGGAGCCAUAGCCUGGUGCAUGGAAGGACCAAGCCCUGCAAGUCUAGUCAAAAGACCUGCAAAGCCUAUCGGCUAGCGCCGGAACCAAACAAUCAAUCAAAAGUGUUAUGCACAUUACCUGUCGUGGAACCUCGCAAACGGAGGCUGGCCUCUCUCAACGCGGAGGCUGUGAAUAGUCUGCUCUUAUACAGAGAACAUCCGCAAGGGUCCAGACUCGCAAAUAAGCUACAUUCCAAUGGGAAUCUGGCAAAGGAUGCAAUCAUUUUGGGCCAUAACACCCCAAGUGGUGCUAAGGUGGCAAAAUCAGACAUUUGUGGAACUGGAAGUUCCAAAAAAUACCAAAAGGCUAUGAAGAUGGAGGAUGUGGGUCUGCUGAGUCUGUACGGUCCCACCCCUCGGCGUCAGGCCAGCCUCAAUGCUGCUGCUUUGCUCAAGAUCACCAGCACCUCCUUCAAAGCCAAACACCGGGUGGCCAAGACCAACGGCAACCAGCUGAGUGGAGUAGUGAGGAUCAAGCUAAAGAAACGACAUCGUCAUGAAGUCCAUCACAGGCAAUCCCAGGCCCAGCCGCAGCUCGUUCAGAGAUGCUGUAAUCUUUGUAAAAGGGAAUACUUCCACCCAGAACCCCAGUGGGAGGGGACCACAGGGGGUAAUGGCUCCAUCAGAUCUGACUUCCAGUGUGGAUCCUUGCUUGGCUACCCGAUGAAGUCUGUGGUGGAGCCAGUCGAGACCCAGGUGACUCCUUCUUUCUGCUGCUGCUCCCAGGAAAGGUCGGGGGAGUACUGCCACCGACUGGCCCUGUUCCUUGGCCAAAAGAGCUUCGGUGACGACGAACUUGAGGAGCAUUCGCUCUCCAAAGGCUACCUCCUCUCUCCCCAUUCCCUUGCCCACCCACAUGCCCUGACCAUAGGCCCCCACCCUUACCCAUGUUUCUCAGGCUAUUAUGUCCACUUUGCCCACCACGAGACCUCCUCUACCCUCAUGACGUCCAUGAGCUCCAACCCCAUGCCCUACCCACCCUCUUCUGUGGCCUCCAUCACGUUGUACCCUGGUGGGGUCCAGAGUCCCAAGCUGCUGUCCCCGACCGGCUCCCACCCCUCAGGAAUCGCCCACCCGGUCUACUGCUAUGGAGAACCCUGCAGAAUCAGUCGCUACCCCUACAGAGCAGUAACAACUCUCGCCAGCAGGGGGUGCUGCUAUAAUGCAGGUUGCUCCAGCUGCAGCCAUAACAUCAAGAUGGAAGACUACUCCUCGCCUUUGGAGGACCACAUCCCCCCCUCUGUCCCAGUUUCCCCCAUACUAGGCUGCCUUGCCACCGCCAGCGCUCCCCCAGCUGGCCAAUCAGUGCCCCGCCUCCAGAACCCUCUAUCGGUCCCCAGCCAAUCAAGGAUUCCGCUGCAAGUGACCCGGGAGUAUCCUCAGAGUGCAAAGCCACCCAGCAGCUCUCGGUCUGGGGUCCGUGGUGACUCCCAUAUUCAAGACAAGCAUCAGCUGGGGCCUGCCGUCAGCAGAGCUGCCAAGCAGCAGAGGAUCACCCGUCGCCGGGCAACCAAUGGCUGGCUGCCCGUGGGCGUGCCCUUCGAGAAGGAGGUUUUCACUGUGGGGGAAGAGACGACAGUGUUGCGCAAAUGUUUCGAAGGAGUACAGCGAGACGAGGAGGUCAUUCGAGUUCGAGACACAGUCCUGCUGCGCUCCGGUACCAGGAAGAAGUCUCUGCCCUACGUGGCCAAAAUCUCAGCCCUGUGGAAGGACCCGGAAUCAGGAGAGAUGAUGAUGAGCCUGUUUUGGUUCUACCGCCCAGAACACACACAGGGGGGACGCAAUCCCAACACACACUGUGAGAAUGAAAUCUUUGCAUCUCGGCAUCAGGAUGAAAAUAGUGUGGCCUGCAUUGAAGACAAGUGCUACGUGUUGACGUUAGCACAGUACUGUAGAUAUUGUGCCUUGGUGACUCGUCAGGGGGAGGAUCUCUCUGAACGUGCCACCAGAGUGGUGCCGCCUUCUGUCGAAUACGCCAUCCCUGCCCACUGCUGUGUGCCAACGGACAUCGACCCCGACCUGGUGUUCAUGUGUCGCCACGUCUACGACUUCCGCUAUGGACGCUUCCUGAAGAAUCUGCAGUAGCACUUGUGAGGAUGGUGGUGGAACGGAGGAAUCUUAAACAGUGAAAGAGAAGGCUGAAAAGACAGGAUUUUUGAGACCAACCAAGCCACUCUGUUUUGAAAGGAGUGGAAGAUGUUGACAGUUUUAGGCUGAGGAAGUCUCUAAGUCUGGAAGUGCUUUUGCACAAUGUCUCUAUUUCUCACUCUGAGGGAUUUGCAAAGGAUCACACUUGGUCAAAGAGGAAAUGUGUUUUAUCAUCCCGAGCACAAAUCCCCUUUAAUAAAACUGAUUUGCCAAGUUAUAAUUUUAUUUUUGCAUCGUCCCAUGACUUUGCCUGUAUCUAUGUGGGUUAUUAGUUACGUUGUGUUGGCAGAUGGUAUCAGUUAAGACUUGUUUUGUAUUUAAUGGGAUGACUCAUAAAUUAGAUGGUGGCUUAACAUAUUUAUCUAUAGUGAUUUAGUCUUGAGUUUAAGGUUUAAUUGGCUUAAGUGCAGAGAAAUAUUUAUUUCUAUAUGGAGAAUUUUUUUAUUUAUUUUUUAAAGUAAUUUAAGAGUGCAUUAUUUAGUAUUUUCAAAGCAAGGAAGGCGAGAUAAUUAUCAUUCCUAAGUAGAAAUGAUCCAGGCGUUCGCCAAACACUAACUCUCUGUCUGCACUGUCUUAGAGGUAAAGUACCAGUGAAUCCCAAACCAGCCUCUCGCCUAUACCUCACCCCUACCAACUAUACCUCAGCCCUACCAAUUCAUGGCUCUACGUAGUCACGUGUUGCUGACAAAACUCCCAGAGUGGCGACGGGAUUAAAUAAACCCAUUAACUUCGGGACACAGUCUUGACUUGAAUUAUGCAAUUCAUGUAUGACAUUUAAAUAAUAUGAGCAUGAAAUUCAAAAUGAAUUGUCAUUUUACAAGAUAUAAAUCAGACACAACAAAUGCUCCAUUCUUUUUAAUGAAAUUGUACAAAGUAUAUUGCGUGACAUGUUGGAAUAGCUCUUCGCUUUGGAACCGGCACCUUUGCUGGCUCGGUCGAAGUGGCUAUCAAAGGGGCUGAUCAUUUUCACACCCUCAGCUUUGGGACACAUGUUCAUAUGAAGGAGGUGCGCGUGAAAGCGCAAAUGGAGAGCUGAGGGGUGAGGGGAAGGGACUGGUUUGGGAUUCAGCAUGAGAAUGACCAGUGAUUCAACCGGGCCACCACCACGAUAGUUGUUUGUCCCUAAUACCCUGCCUUGAAUUGACCAAUGAACGGGGGUUUGAACACAACACCCACACUGCCAUUACCCAUAAUAACUUGCCUUACAUCCUGCCGGUUGACAUCUAGGAUGCAAGCUCUAAUACGUUCAGUUCACACCUCAUCAAAAAAGCUGCCUUCCAUCUAAACCAAGGUUGCCAGUGAGUGGAGGUCCAGUUCAGUACAAGCCCCAUGUUACUGUGCACUAAUCUAUGUUCCAUUAUUAGAUCAUCGACUGUGUCCUUAAACUGAAAAUGCUACUGAUUCGUUAACAUGGAAGUCACACUGUGGAUUCAUCUACAUGUGUGUUUGCUUAGAACAGAGGGAAUCAAAGUUUGGUAUCACAGUUCCUGGAAAAGCUUCCUGUCUGAUCAACACACACAGACACACACACACACACCUGCUUCUAAGAUGUAUCUCGAUGUAUAGGGCACAAGCCAUAGGAGUACCCUCUUACACGCUCAAGUCCUUUUUAUGUCCAAUCAAGAUAUGAUCGAUUUUUCUUACAUUGACUGUUGUGCCUGCCUGUCUCGGUGGACUCGGUGUCCAAUAACUUUCCAUGAAAAGUAGGCCAAGAUUAUUGAUCUUUUUUAUGUCAUUUUUAAAUGCCUUUUUUUCAUUAAAUUCUGUUAAUUGCUAAGAAAUGUAUGUACCAAAAAGGGUAUAGAAUGGGUGUAAAAUGUCCCAUUCAACUCAUUCCCCGGUGUAGAAAACUCUCAAUUCCAAGUUUCUUUGUUCUUUUGUGCUUAUGUUCCGAGUUUUAGAGGCUCUGGGAAUUCUGGGAAAGGAUAUUCAUAGCACAGUGUUUGUAUUAUUUAACAUGUAAUAUACAAAUAUUUGAAUGGAAUAAAUAAUUAGUUUUAA
Salvelinus fontinalis (brook trout) is the source of this 4960-nucleotide messenger RNA. Its product is annotated as bromo adjacent homology domain-containing 1 protein-like. The transcript has 7 exons. The record is from RefSeq and is a predicted model, not a curated record. Gene Ontology annotation, molecular function: chromatin binding. The coding region runs from base 470 to 2896 and encodes 808 amino acids. Lineage: Eukaryota; Metazoa; Chordata; Actinopteri; Salmoniformes; Salmonidae.